Messenger RNA from Enterobius vermicularis (human pinworm), 972 nucleotides. The record is from the annotation of a GenBank genome assembly. NCBI's taxonomy places the organism in Eukaryota, Metazoa, Nematoda, Chromadorea, Rhabditida, Oxyuridae.
AUGUCCGACGCGCGUAAAUUGUUUGCGGAACAUCUGAAAGAGGAAAUGAGAAAAAAAAAUUUAUCAUAUAGGGGUUUGGCAGCAGCAUUAAAUAAGCCAGUAGAAUGGUUAGUUACUGUUGUUGCUGGAAAUCUUGCGAUGUCAGAAUUGGAAGCAAAAACAUUAUGUGAAAAAGUGGAGUUUACUCCACGGGAUAUUUUGAACAUUUCGGCUCUAACAAAACCCUCACCAGUGGCAUUUAUGAAAGCCCGAACUUCCGGUGAUCCAGUAAUUUAUCGUCUUUAUGAGGUAUUGGCUCUUUAUGGAGGCACGAUAAGGGAACUGCUCAAUGAGAAAGGUAGCUACAAAGUUGACGAGACAGGAUUUACUUUAUCAAAAUUUUUACGAAAUGAUGACCGGGUUAAUAUGGUUUGGUCUGCGACUCUUCAGCCAUAUGAGGGUAAGCAAGAAAGUAGUGGACAGUCAUUGGCACGACAUGGCGUUUUCGAGUUGGUGAAGAAAAAAAAGAUUGAAAAAAAGCUCUCUUGGGAAGACAUAGCAAAUGAGAUCGGUAUGAGUAAAGAAUGGACUGUUGCUGCAUUGUUGGAUCGUAUGACGCUACAGGAUGAGCAGGCCAGAAAACUUUGCACAUUGCUGGAUAUAGAUGAGGAGCAGUACCUAAAGUACCUUUCUGCUCCACCAAAUCGAAACUGCGCUGUUCAUGGGGAUGUUUGUGGAAGUACUAUGUUGAAGGAUUACUCGCAAAACGACUGCUAUCAUGAACAUAAUGUUAGUGAACUCAAAGAUCCGGUAAUAUCGGGUUUGUACAAGUCUGUUGAUAUGUAUGCAGCGGCGAUAAAGGAAAUGAUUUUGGAAGAUUUUGGCGAUGGAAUAAUGAGCGCUGUAAACUUCAAACUUCAUUUUGAGUUUGUAAACGAUCGUCAAGUUAAUGUCUACUGGUCUGGCAAGUUCUUGCCUUACGUGCCUUACUAA